Molecule: messenger RNA, 1417 nt
Organism: Striga asiatica
Lineage: Eukaryota; Viridiplantae; Streptophyta; Magnoliopsida; Lamiales; Orobanchaceae
Source: the annotation of a GenBank genome assembly
UUCAAAGGAAAUUUUCCCUUUCAUUCAACCCUCACAAAAGAUAGGGGCAUUGUUGAAAAUUUACGAAAUUAGAAGGAUAAACACGUCAUUAGGAAAUGAAGAACCUCCAACGCCACUACAACUGAGAGUCGACAACUGUGUUUACCGAUUAGGGUUUAAGCUGCCUUCAAGCGCUUGUCCAUUCGAAGGUAACCCGGCUUUGUUGGUGCGUUUUGCAGUUUUCCUUUGAGUUUCUCAUAGAAAAUGCAAUCGGCGUGCGGUAAGCUCCGGCAGGCUGCGAAGCAAACGCUCAACCAUCCGAGGUUUGUCGAGCUCAGAAAUUUUGCGUCUUUGUCUUUUGAAUCGAAAUCGAACUCUCUGCGCUCAGGUCCCCGAACAGCAUCUUAUCUGGACAAAAAUUUUGGCCCAAAACCUUAUACACCAUCUUUUAAAAGAUAUGGUCUAGCUUCAAUGUUGCCAUCUUCUGGAGGACAAACUUCGAGUUUAGAUCGCUCAGCUGCUAUAACAUCUGCUUGGCCAACUAGAAAUAUUACAACAUCAACCUCUACUCCUAAUGAUGCUUCUGCUUCUGCUUCUCCUUCUCCUUCUCCUUCUCCUUCUCCUGAUGUACCCAAGCGCAUCAAAUUCAAGAGGCUCGAUAAAACAGCAAGGCAUAUCAUGCAGGCACAAAUUUUAUUUUUUAUAAUUGAUAAAGAAGCCGUUGAGGAAGUGAAAACAAACCGAGAAAUACCUGAUAUAAGGCCUGGUUAUAUUGUCCAGAUGAAAGUGGAAGUACCGGAGAACAAGCGGCGUGUUUCAGUUAUAAAAGGGAUUGUUAUAGCUAGACGUAAUGCUGGUCUAAAUACCACUUUCAGAAUAAGGAGGCUUGUUGCAGGAGUUGGCAUUGAGUCUCUCUUCCCACUGUACUCUCCGAACAUAAAGGAGAUAAAAGUGCUGGAGAAGAAGAAAGUGAGGAGGGCCAAGCUUUACUAUCUCAGGGAAAAAAUGAACGCACUCAAGAAGUAAUAAACUUCCCCAUUGAGCAAAUGGACUGAAAGGAUGGAAAGUCUUCAGUAUCAUCAUUUCAGGCUGCAAACAAGUACUUUAGAUCCGCUGCCUUUUUUGGUGCUCAACGUUUUUGGAGGAAUGAGUGCAGUACAAUAGUUAAAGCUUUCAAUUUUAGCCCGAAAAUGCUAUAUUUUCCGGAAUAAUAGAGAUUUACAGAUCGACUUGUAUUGUUAAGUGCCAAACUCAUCACUUAUGUGGUUGUGAUUUGUUAACAGACUAUGGAGGAUGUGUUGCAUAAACUCUUUGGCAUUUGUUGGUAUUUUUUGAAUUGCUUUUUGCUGGGUAAUGUGUGAAACAAAAGACUCCAAAAAGUAGAAACAUAUUAGUGUAUCUGAAUCUGUUGCUGCCAAUGAUAUAAGGAAGAAAAAAC